Pyricularia grisea is the source of this 1548-nucleotide messenger RNA. RefSeq lists its product as uncharacterized. Lineage: Eukaryota; Fungi; Ascomycota; Sordariomycetes; Magnaporthales; Pyriculariaceae. The coding region runs from base 1 to 1548 and encodes 515 amino acids. The transcript is spliced from 2 exons. The record is from RefSeq and is a predicted model, not a curated record.
AUGGCACAUCCCUACGAUGCCAAGACGACACACAUGGUCGUCGACAAUCUUCAAGCUAGGCUGAAUGCAUUUGUCGCAGAGCUACGACAACUCAAAGAGCAUAUAGUGUCCCUGAACAAAGAGCCAGUCAUCGGUCUGGACCGUCUGCUGGACGCAAAUGAGAAAGCCCUAGCUCCUGGCAUCUUUGGCAAGAGAUUUCGCCAGGUCGCGCGCAACAAUCUCGACUUCGACUCGAGGCUUUGGAACAUAGUGAAGCGAUGUCGCGGUUUAGUUGCCCUGAAACAGAACUACCGCCCCGACUGGAACUUUGUGCUCGAACGGCCCGCAGAGACACGCGCAAUCGCUGAUCACCAGCACGUACAAGUCGACGCCGUCGUGGACGGAGGUGCAACCUGGAUCCGGUUACUCGCGAUUUCCGAGCAAAGACUUCUUUCAGAGCUAGCCGACUCGGGCGCCUGGGAUUUUGACGGCGAUUCGGCGGCUGGAUCUAGCGACGAGUAUUCUGAUUCCAAACCUCUCUCAUGUCAUUGUGGACAUGAUUGCGAUUCCUUCAAGACUUUCCGCAAAGCAAAUGCGGUUGUCCUGGCCGCAAGGAACCAGAGGUUCAAGUACCGCCACCCGCGUGUGCACAUCCUGCUUCCCAAGCUGGAAGAGGGCAAGAUUGAGCAGAUUGACCGCGCCAUAGAGCGAAUCCGCCUGCUCGGGGACGACAAUGUCACUGUUGUCGUUGAUUGUGGCAACAGCGCUUUUCUCCGGGGCGCGCACAAUCCGCCUCCCCUUUUCCGCGUCCUUUCAACUCUCGUGUUUGAUGAGCUCCGAGAUAUCACCUCGACGGUCAAUCUCGACAUUUCAUGGCUUAUAGCCCUGACCUCAGACCUCUCCCAUGAGCGAUCAUCGAAACCGUUCGCCAGUAGCUCCCUCAGCUUGUCCGUCGGCGACGCCAAAACCCCAGCUGCUAUCCGAGAGGCUUGCGGCCGCAGUCUCUGUAAGACUCUAUACCCAACACUGGCUGGGCACAGGCUCAUCUGCACCCGCAGCGCCGCUGAGAGGGUCUGGACGAUUGCGAAGACGCUUGCAACCCCCACAGAACUGGAGCGACUCCGGCUUUUGGUACCUUUGACAGAGGAGGACAUGACCGCCGCCGACAACCGAGGACCCGAAGAGACACGGAGGAGACUGGGUAAUAUGUCUGUUCACAGUGUCCCCGAGAAUGUUUGCUUGCCAGUCCAUAUCGAGGAAGACAACUUUGUGCAGGAUAUCAGUAUGCUCAUCGACUUACGCAACCUGCCUAGGGUCUCUCAAGCUGUUGCUGAUAGACUGGAAGAGCCUAACCGAUCAAUCUUCUUGUUUGGCUGGUCGCAAGGGAUCACCACCUUGACAGCAAAUUCAGCCAUGGCCAACCGUAUCAAGAGGACGUUAGAGCUUAACCGCACCGGCACUCACGAACGUGGUCCUGAUGUGUUUGUCCGCUGGGUAACGAGAUCAUUCGAUGCCAGAGAGAAGCCGGAUGUUUCCGCUGGAACCAAAAGCUUUGUGGCGAGAACUUGA